GGGUACCAGACUACAUGUAUGUGAGUGAUGUAACCUUUACAAGAAAUUUAUAAUGUGGGGAGAGAAAAGAAAAGAAAAUAAUGUUCUUUUCACAACAACCAUCUGUUGCUGUUGGUUGCCAGUGAUUUAGACUUGAAAGCGCCCAUCUUUUCAUGUCCAUUGACAUUGAUAGUUGAUACAUCACUUGCCUUGUUCAUGUUCUCUUUUGACUCUUUCUUUCCCUGCUCUUGUUUCUCCAUCGUUGUCAAGCACUGUGUUUAAGUGUUACUUAAAAGCUUAAACCUUCUCAGUCACCACACGCUCACAGAGAGACAAAAAUGGGGUCUCCAGCUGCUGAAACAGCCAAGAAGAAAGCAAUGUGGUUGUAUCCAAAGGUUUUGGGCUUUAAUCCUUCUGAAAGAUGGGGGCACUCUGCUUGCUUCUCUGGAGGGCUUAUGUAUGCGUUUGGGGGGUGUUGUGGGGGGCUACAUUUCGAAGAUGUGCUGUGUUUGGACCUUGACAAAAUGGAUUGGAGCAAGUUGGCUACCAAGGGUGAAAAGCCAGGCCCUAGAGAUAGCCAUAGUGCUGUUCUUGUAGGGCACAGAAUGAUAGUGUUUGGUGGCACAAAUGGGUUCAAGAAGGUGAAUGACACUCGCAUAUUGGAUCUUGUUACCAAAGAGUGGAUUCGUCCUAAAUGUGAAGGGGUUCCUCCUUCUCCAAGGGAAAGCCACACUGCCACUCUAGUUGGUGAUCAAAGACUAGUGAUUUUUGGUGGUAGUGGAGAAGGUGACGCAAACUAUUUAAAUGAUUUACAUAUUCUAGACCUAAGGACCAUGAGGUGGACUUCUCCUUUAGUCAAAGGUGAUUUGCCUGUUCCUAGGGACAGUCAUAGCACUGUUGCAGUUGGGAACAAGCUUAUUGUGUAUGGUGGAGACUGUGGUGAUCAGUAUCAGGGUGAUGUUCAUGUGUUUGACAUGGAUACAAUGACUUGGUCAAGGUUGAAAAUUCAAGGCUCUUCCCCCGGAAUAAGGGCAGGUCAUGCAGCUACGAGUAUUGGAACCAAGGUGUACAUCAUUGGAGGGGUGGGAGAUAAACGUUAUUAUAAUGACGCCUGGGUGUUUGAUAUUUGCACUUGUUCGUGGACUCAGCUUGAUGUACGAGGUCAAGCGCCACAGGGGCGAUUUUCUCACACAGCUAUUGUAGUAAACAUGGAUAUCGCCAUAUAUGGCGGCAGUUGUGGGGAAGAUGAACGUCCUUUGAACGAAUUGUUAGUGUUGCAACUUGGAUCAGGCCAUCCAAAUGGACGUUACAACAUUUCCAUGUGCAAAGAUUUUGGAACUUAUUGGAAUCAAGAAAAGAGGACCAUACCUAGAGUAACAGAUACCAACUCGACAACUCCACGUACGGGGAAUGAAGUAGAAGUCUUGGGAAAAUGGGCUUAUGAAGUUGUUUCGCAUAAAGGGCAACCUUGUCAUUUCGAUUCUGGCACUUCGCAACAGAAGAGGAGGAGAAUUGCUGUUGCAAAGGUGUGGGAUGUUGAAUCAGAACAAGAAGAACAUUCUCUUUCACUGUCCCAGCAUUCAUCCCCAUCUCAAUCUGAUCAAGAACUGACACCAGGUCAAAGAACAAAUGUUUCUGUCAUGGAUUCUCAGCGGUAUCAUUGGUUCAAACAUAUCAAUAAAAGUCCAAGUAAUAGCCAGCUAAACAAUGUCUUGAGUAACAACACAGUUUUGAAGAAUACCACACAAAGAAGUCCUCGUCUCGUGGAACAUCAACCAAAUCAGUAUGUUCAUGUUGAUGAGGAUAGAAAAGGAGCUCGAGACAACCAACACAUGAUUGGUGCUGAAGUUCGGGGGAAAGUUGAUGGAGCCUUUGAUUCAGGUUUACUCAUGACUGCAGCUGUGAAUGGAAGAGUUUUCAGAGGAGUCUUAUUUCCACCUGGAGCAGGAGUUUUUUCCAAAUGUGUUGAGCCAAACUGUUCUUUAUCAUGCUCAUUUCCCUCCACUCAACAAUUUAUGAACUCAAAUCAUGUGAGAGAUUCCAAGCAAGUAUGCCAUGGUGGCUUGAGGCAACCUGUGCUAGCUCAACCAUCACCAAUCAUGAGAGGCACAACCAAAGAGAAUAAAAUGAGGAGUGACCUUCAAGGGUUGGUUUUGACACUUGGAGGGCCUGCAAGUGGCAACCAUGCUUGAUGCUAAGGUGAAUUGUUGGGGAGGCUAAUAAGGUUCUUGUAAAUUUAGGAAAUAAUCCUUUGUACUUUAAUGGUUAUGCAUUUGUGGGAUCAGUAAUGAGUUGUGUAAUAGUAUUUGCCUAUUUGGUAACUUAGAUCUAUAUUUGAUUAUGUAUCACUACCCAUUUCUAUUUCU
Cajanus cajan (pigeon pea) is the source of this 2345-nucleotide messenger RNA. RefSeq lists its product as uncharacterized. NCBI's taxonomy places the organism in Eukaryota, Viridiplantae, Streptophyta, Magnoliopsida, Fabales, Fabaceae. Gene Ontology annotation, molecular function: protein binding. The record is from RefSeq and is a predicted model, not a curated record.